CAGGCUGUCCAUGGAGCCUGGGGAGAAGUCCGACUUCUCACGUCCGCGGAGCCCGUGGAGCCCGCGGAGCCCCCGCGAGCACGAGAUCACCCACUUCGUGGUGCCCGCGCACGCGACCCUGUCGGUGGACGUGGAGCUGUCCGCCUUCAGAUCCAGGACUCGGCUGCCCGGCAACGGCCAGCGGCCGCGCGCCGGUGACAGCGUUGUGGCGCGGCUGCGCGGUGUGCGUGCCAGGGCUGGCCCGCCCAGCGACGCGGGGCCGGGCCAGUGGAGGACGGUGGACAUGCCCUUGGCGACGCCGGAGCUGGUCCGUUUCGAGCUGGGCGGCGGCGAGGUGAUACCGGGCCUCGAGGCCGCGGUGGCCGAGAUGUCCCUCGGCGAGUGCGCCGAGGUGACGGUGGCGCCCCUGGCGGCCUACGGCGCCGAGGGCUACUUCGAGGUGGUGCGCCCGAACUCCGCGAUCCUCGCCGACGUGGAGCUGCUGGGCUUCGCCUGAGAGCCCGGGCGGGGGCUGCCCAGGGGGGGACAGGUGGGAGGAGGGCCGGUCGAGGCGCCAGCGGCGGCCUUCCCCUGUGCGUCCUCUCGCCCUGCUUGGUGUGGGCAUCCUGGAGGCUUUCGGGCGGGUGGCGACGGGGGUUGACCUGAG
Messenger RNA from Prorocentrum cordatum, 646 nucleotides. Lineage: Eukaryota; Dinophyceae; Prorocentrales; Prorocentraceae. The record is from the annotation of a GenBank genome assembly.